ACUCCUCUGUUCACCAUCAAAACCACACCACACCACAUCAUGGAUUCCCUCGAGGAACCUCCUGCCAAACGGCGCAAACCGAGUCCGCGCGAAAUCGGCGUCAUGAGGAAAUCGUCGGUCGACAACUCCGCCACGUUUUUGGGCAGUUCCAGUGGCGUGCAUUUCAUCCGCAUCGUGUACGACGCCUUCGCGCGGCGCUCCGCCCAUCUGAAUCAGAAUCAGUCGCAAUCGCAAACAACGACUCUCGUGCCGGGAGAGGAUGAUCAACUGGCCUCUAGUCCCCUUGCGGAUGUUUCUGCCGUGAAGAACGAGCUGUGGAUGCCGCACGAAUUGGACCAUCGGCCGACGACGACGGGGAAAGUGAAGCCGCCAUUCGACCAUCUCGUGCAAUGGACACGCAGCUACUUCGAUCACUGGCAUCCGAUGUUCCCAUUCAUUCUUGGCCCGCCGUUUCUUGCCGUCCUCGAGAAGAUCAGCCUGGUCGGACUGAACGGGAUCUCGACGCCGGACGUCAUCCUCGUGCGGUCCGUCGUGUCCAUCGCCCUGAUGGACCGGCGACAGAUGAGCUCGCGGGGAAAGCGACCAUCGCCGCCGCCGCCGGUACCGCCAGCAUUGGUUUUUCGCACCGUCGCCCAGGCCAUGGAGAGCCUGCAUGCGCUGUUCUGCGACCCGCCGACCAUCGCCAUCCUGCAGGCGGCAUUCGGCGUCGAGCUGUUCCUGGCGUCUGCGCUGCGGUUGAACGCCGCGUCGCGCAUUGCCGGCGUCAUCACGCGCACCGCCUUUCAUCUAGGACUGCAUCGCUGUCCAGCGCGAUUCCCGUGCUUUGGACCCGCCGACGAGGCGCUGCGUCGCAGGCUGUUCUGGUCUAUUUAUUGUCUCGAGAGGUACCUGUCGCAGGCGCUGGGGAUUCCCUUGGGCAUUCGGGAUGACGACGUGGAUGUUUGUUAUCCGGGGAUGGAGAGACAUGGGGAGGUCGUGGACGACCCCCGUCUCCAUCUCAUCACACAUCUGGCGCGGUUCUCACGGGUGCGCGGCCUGGUCAUCGAGCUCCGCAACAAGUCCAUCCUGCACAGCCAAGAGUCCUCCAUCACGGCCACCCAGGUGACCGGCGAGUUGACGCACUGGUGGAACCAAGUCUACGACGAUGUCUACCCCGGCGACGAGGACACGACGGCAACAACGAAAACGCCCCGGUUGGCACCACUCCACCGACUUCUCCUCACCGUCCUACGCCACGAGUCCAUCAUCUCGCUUAACCGACCCCUGCUGGCGGCGGAGUCUUCGUCGCCGGAAUACCGCACCGCACUGCAGAUCUGCAUCGAAUCGUCGCGCUCGCUUCUGACGGCGCUGCGGGGGGCUGACGUUCCGCUGGUCUGGCCGUCAUUUACCUGGGGGGUCUGGAUGAGCUGCCUGAUCUUAGUUUAUGCCGCAUGGGAGGGAGAGUUUCCUAUUCCUGCGGCGGCGAGGUAGGUACACCUUCCUUCUUUACGUUCUGGUUGCCCUCUAGCCCAGCUGGCCAAGCCGCUACUUGCACUCCAGACCACGACCAAGGCGAGAGAAAGGGGAAUGAAGCAACAGCAGCCAAGAAGCUAACCAGCCAACGAGGUAGAUAUGCCCAAACCGGACUUCUCAUCCUCCAGAACCUGUCCCACCGCGGCAGCACCUGGCCCCAGACGUGCAUCGAGGCGAUCCGGGCCCUGGAAGCCGCGCUGAGCGAGC
This is a messenger RNA of Aspergillus steynii IBT 23096, 1719 nucleotides long. Its product is annotated as CeGAL family transcription factor. Gene Ontology annotation, molecular function: DNA binding; zinc ion binding. Gene Ontology annotation, biological process: DNA-templated transcription. The transcript is spliced from 2 exons. Bases 40 to 1470 code for a protein of 476 amino acids. Lineage: Eukaryota; Fungi; Ascomycota; Eurotiomycetes; Eurotiales; Aspergillaceae. The record is from RefSeq and is a predicted model, not a curated record.